AUGUUCGCUGGCAUGGCCUCCAGUCUCACUCGCUCUUUCUGCUCAAUCAAUCUGAGCCCUGAGCGGUCUCGCUCUGCCAUCAGGAACCAAAGUGUGCAGCUGGCUGCUGCACCAGUUCCAUCGUGGGCCAUGGCUCUGCGAUCUGAGCAAGAGGCAUUUUUGCAGGAUUUUCAAUGCUCGGUGUGGUUCUGUAGUAAGAGCAAGGAUACCCAACUCGGGCUGUUAUUGGCAGAACCCUGCAGGAUUCCCAGCCCCCUUUCUGCGCCUGUUCCGCCCAGGUCUGAUCGUGCCAUCAUCCGGCGCAGAGAUGAACUGCAAAUACCAGGGGGACUCUCUUACCUGUACCUGGGAGAAGGAGUGCCGUUCCUCAUCGUCAGGAUCCACUUUUCUUUCCUCGAGCAGCCCAUUGAGGUAGAAGUCAACCAGGACGGCUUGGAUCUGAACCAGCGACUGCAGCAGGACUCCGAGCAUGGAGCCUAUCACGUCGUGGAGCGAGGAGAGAGUCAGCGAGUGGCUCCAAGCUACUUUGGCUCGGACGGUAAAGUCAGAAAUAGAGGCGUCACGCAAAUCCUCUUGGAAGUGAAAGGUGGAGGUGGAGGUGGAGGUGGAAUGAGGAAGAGGCCUGUGCUGAGAGAGAGAAGCCACAAAGGUGUUGUUUUGAUCGGUGUCAGCAGCUCAGGUGUACCUGGACUCUUCCAGAUAGGACAUGUUGCAUUCACUGGUCUGGAUGCCCCCCUGCAUCAGUACCCGGUCCCUGAGUGGCAUUUGUCUGGUCUGGAUUUGCUCCAGCUGACGUGUCAAGACCUGGAAAAGUUGGGAGUACAUAAGAUCGGACACCAAGAGCUCAUACUUGACGCUGUCGAGAAACUCUGCUCUCUGAUGGGCAUCCAGGGCCGAUGGCGCCUCAACAACUACAAUGGAGGCAUCACCACCAAGCUGCCUGCUGUCAUUCUGCAGUUUGUAGUGGAGCUCAUCACCUCUGCCAAAGGACUCUUCUCUUUGCUCAACAGGUAUCAGUUUUCCCAGCUCAGUGGAUACACCAACACCAAGAACAUAUUCAACUACUGCAGAGAGCUCGGAGACAUUGUCCACAAGGAUACCACUGUCUAUGAAAAGGAAAAGGACAUCAUAUCUGUAGGCCGUCAGUUGGUGUCAGUGUGUGAUGAGAUCCUGGAUUCCAGUCCUGAGGGUCUUCUUAGCCACACCGCUCAGCUCGAGACUGUCGACCUAGUGCCUGUGUCACCUGGUGAUCAGCUGGGGAUUGAGAUAACGUCCACUGGCUACAGUAACCACUACGUGACUGGAACUGCUGUUGAGCCUUCAUCGGAUGCCUAUUUGAAGAUCUUGGCUGGUGAUGAAGUGAUCCAAGUCAAUGACCAGAUAGUGGUGGGCUGGAGCAGAGCUAACCUUGUGAAAAAGCUUCGAGAGAAUCCCAAUGGAGUGACUCUGGUCCUGAAGAAGAUUCCUGGGGUAGCACAACGCAGAAACACAGUCCAGCUCUCCUCCACACAGAAGGAGGAAGAAGAGAGAUCAGAGGGGGAAGAGGACGAGGAGACUCAGAGGCACUCCAUAUUUGAGAGGGUAGCAGCGUCCGUCAGGUCCCUGUCUUUUAGGAGAGCCGUUCACGGGCCAGUGGUCCAGCCUAUGGGACAGGAGGAAUCAGAGUUGUCCUCUGACAGGGAGGAGGAGGGGAGACUGACUCUCACUUCAUAUCAAAGCCAGCAGGGGGGGGCGUCACCACUGUCAGCCUCAGGGUCCUUUGAGAGUUUGGAAAGUUCAAGGCUCUCCCCAAGACCAAUACAAAACCGGUCUCCAUCACCCAGGAGUCUAUCUCCCUUUAGAUCUGGGUCAUUUAGAAGUCCUUCACCUCAGGGAGUCGACCAGGAAACAGCCAGCAUCAGUUCCUGCCCUGAAAUGGUGGGACAACCGGGCAAUAAGGAAACUAAAAAGAGCUCGACAAAAGGAAAGACAACGGCUAUGAGCCGGCGCCGCGUGUCCUGCCGCGAGCUGGGCCAGCCCGACUGCGACGGCUGGCUCUGGAAGAAGAGAAAGGAGAGCAGCGUCUUCAUCGCCCAGAAAUGGCAGCGCUUCUGGUUCGUCCUCAAGGGGCCUUGCCUUUAUUGGUACACCAGCCAACAGGAUGAGAAGGCAGAGGGUUUUGUCAAUAUGGCCAGCUACAACAUAGAGAGUGCUGGAGAGCACAAGAGAAAAUACGUGUUUCAAAUGUGCCACCAGCGAUUUCACAACUUCUUCUUUGCAGCUGACAAUGUCACUGACAUGAGCAAGUGGAUUAACUGUCUGAUCACAGCCAUACAGAAGCACAAGAAGUUUAACACAGGUCCAGAUAGUGAAGAAGAAUGUUACAGUGAGACUGAAUCAGAAAGCGAGACAUCACCUUCGACCCACAGAAGAAACAAGAAAGUGCAGUCCCACACCCUGCCUCGGCCCAAGCGGAAGACAAACGUGCCAUUAUCGAAUCUUGUGACAGGGGGCAGCAAAGGACCAGGAGGACCAGUGGAUGAGAUGGGCAUGAUGUUAAACAACAUAAAGGAAGGAGGAGUCUCUCUGAUCGGCCACGAGCAGCCGUUCACACACGACCACUUCAGGAAAUCCUUCAUUCGACGCAACAAGAACCCCAUCAUCAAUGAGAAGGCGCACACGCUCCGAGCCCUGCAGAGCACUCUUAAGGCCAAAGAGUUGGAGCUGCUGCAGAUCAACAAGCUCUUAGGAGAGUCUGCUCUGUCAUCUUCAAAGUAUCGCCAGUGGAAGGAGCAGAACGAGGAACUAGUUCAGGAGAUCGACAGACUAUUCGCACUCAAGGCCUCCAAAGAAGCGGACAGCGCGGCCGUGCCGGACACGCCCACGGAGGCGGUUGCCUUGGAAACUGUGGCAACUGAGGAAACAGCCAGCGCAAAAUCAAAAGGCGCAUACAGACUGAGCCUCAGCGACGGGGAGCAGUUAGUGGAUGCAGAGCCGUCUGAUGUUCUUCUCGAGAUCCCACAGGGUUCUCCAAGCGCUAGUCCAGUGUUAGAACUCUCUCUGGGAUCGCUGCAGGAUUCAAUAAAUGAACAGCUGAGUGAAAUGAUGGAGAGCGGAGAACCUGCUGAGAACUACUUCUACAUUUAACGCUUGAACAGUCCCAUCACUGCAAAGUUUCUGUGUUUGCUAGAAUCCGUCAAAUGGAAGACGUUUUUAAUGCAACCUGAUGACAGAGUUGCAUUUCACCGUGUCCCCUCCUGACAUUACGAUUAGUCAGGGAAAUGCAUCAGUGCAGAUUUAGACCUAGAAUUGUUCACAUCAACCAAAUACGACAAGUUUACGAAAGAGAAAAGAACAAUAUGCCAAGUGUAAAUCUCAGUUCAGUAUGUAUUUAUUGGAUUCUAAGGCCGUCUGGUUCUUCUAAUGAUAGAAAGUAGAACUUCUCUUAGAAUUCAAUGAGAAUUUAUAAUAUAAGUCAUGCCUCGUGUAAUGUGAUAUGUAAAUACAGUUGUACUUUAAAUACUGUAUGUAUUUGUUUAUUGACGUUGCCUUAGUAAAAGGUAUACAUUUGAAAUAUUUUGCACAGAAAAUUUGCCCCAUGAACAUUGUCGUAGCUGCUUGUUGUUUCAAGUUGGGUUUUUUAAGCAUUCUUUCCAUUGUGGAGGAAACUUCGUAGUUCUCCACAUAUAUGGACACAUGAACCAUAAAAUAGAACUGUAUGACAGUUGUGUGUGUUCCUUAUUGCCCAAUGCCGCCAUGAACACAGCAAGACAAGUACAGACUCCUCAAUAACUGUAAUAUUGAUCGGCUUAAUAAAAAGGGAGCGUGAUGAUCACUGACAUUUGUUGUGAAGUCCCUGUUUAAGACUGAAAAACCUAUA
Molecule: messenger RNA, 3859 nt
Organism: Anoplopoma fimbria (sablefish)
Lineage: Eukaryota; Metazoa; Chordata; Actinopteri; Perciformes; Anoplopomatidae
Gene: cnksr1
Product: connector enhancer of kinase suppressor of Ras 1
Exons: 25
Coding region: 1-3126 (1041 amino acids)
Molecular function (GO): protein binding
Source: RefSeq, a predicted model, not a curated record